AUGCGUUCCAUAAGCAACGGCGCCUCCGCCACCUCCUUCACCAACGAUGUCUGUCCUCAGGCGCCAGAAGACCCUCUCUUCGGUCUGAUGGCCGCGUACCGUCGAGACACGGAUCCGAAGAAGAUUGACUUGGGUAUUGGUGCAUACCGCGACGACAACGCGAAGCCGUGGGUGUUGCCAGUUGUUAAGCAGGCAGACAAGCUCCUCCACAACGACCCAGAGCUGAACCACGAGUACCUCCCCAUCGCCGGUCUGCCAGACUUCACUUCCGCCUCACAGAAGCUCAUCUUGGGCAAGAAGUCGCCUGCAAUUCAAGAGAAGCGUGCGGUCGCCGUUCAGACCAUCUCAGGCACAGGAGCUGUGCAUCUCGGUGCCCUCUUCCUCGCCCGAUUCUACAACCCAUCAAACUCAGACGCCAAGGCGGUGUACGUGAGCACACCGACAUGGGCAAACCACAACCAGAUCUUUGGCAAUGUCAAGCUUCCUGUCAAGGGCUACCCAUACUUCUCCAAGCAGACCAAGGGUCUUGACUUCGACGGCAUGAUUGGCGCCAUUGAGGGCGCUCCAGAAGGAAGCAUCAUCCUCCUCCACGCUUGCGCACAUAACCCUACCGGUGUCGACCCCACACAAGAGCAAUGGAAGAAGAUUGCGGAAGUCAUGAAGGCCAAACACCACUUCCCAUUCUUCGACACUGCCUACCAAGGCUUCGCAUCCGGUUCGCUAGAGAAGGACGGCUGGGCCAUCAACUACUUCGUCGAGCAAGGUUUCGAGCUUCUCAUCGCGCAAUCGUACGCCAAGAACUUCGGUCUUUACGGUGAGCGUGCUGGCUGUUUCCACUUCAUCACUUCGCCUGGCUCUCACGCUGCCGAGACCGUGUCCCGUGUCGGCAGCCAGCUUGCCAUCCUUCAGCGCUCGGAGAUUUCCAACCCACCCGCAUACGGCGCUCGCAUCGCGUCUCUGGUUCUGAACGACGACAAGCUCUUCGCGCAGUGGGAAGAGGACCUUCGCACCAUGUCUGGCCGUAUUAUUGAGAUGCGCAAGGUCCUCCGCAGCAAGCUCGAGGAGCUGGGCACACCAGGCACCUGGAACCACAUUACCGACCAAAUUGGCAUGUUCUCGUUCACCGGCCUCAACCCAGAUCAGGUCAAUAAGCUGCGCGAGAAGUUCCACAUCUACAUGACGCAGAAUGGCCGCAUUAGCAUGGCAGGUCUCAACACGAAGAACAUCGAUUACUUCGCCAAGUCUGUCGACAGUGUCGUAAAGGAGACUUCAUAA
Zasmidium cellare ATCC 36951 is the source of this 1275-nucleotide messenger RNA. RefSeq lists its product as uncharacterized. The record is from RefSeq and is a predicted model, not a curated record. The transcript is spliced from 2 exons. Lineage: Eukaryota; Fungi; Ascomycota; Dothideomycetes; Mycosphaerellales; Mycosphaerellaceae. Bases 1 to 1275 code for a protein of 424 amino acids. Gene Ontology annotation, biological process: L-aspartate biosynthetic process. Gene Ontology annotation, cellular component: cytosol. Gene Ontology annotation, molecular function: L-aspartate:2-oxoglutarate transaminase activity; pyridoxal phosphate binding.